Messenger RNA from Cylicocyclus nassatus, 1394 nucleotides. NCBI's taxonomy places the organism in Eukaryota, Metazoa, Nematoda, Chromadorea, Rhabditida, Strongylidae. The record is from the annotation of a GenBank genome assembly.
AUGACUUCAUUCGAAACACUAGCGCGGAACUGCGCACUGAAUUUGGAUCAUGCAGAGCUACGCGAUGCUGUAUUGAGGAAGCAGAAGAUCGACAGGGCUACGACAGCCAUCCUCAGCGUCGUUCCAGCAUUUUCUAUCGUCGCUUUUCUUUCAUGUUUAUUUCUCUGUAUUCUGAUCAUUUUUGCCUUAAUCAAGCGUCGAAUUCCAUCCAGAAAAUACAGUGUUGUGCUCAGUCGCACAGUCGCCGAUGUGUUCUCGUGCUCGUUGUUCUGUGCUGCUUCAUUUAUGGCCAACGAGAAUUCCGCGUCUUACGCGAUCCUCGCUCUAUUCCUCUGCGCAGCCACUUUCGGAUUCAUUCAUCUGAGUUUGUCACAUCUUCUCACGAUCGUUCUUAGACAGUUGAGUGUGACUCGCCCAUAUGGCUUCCAAACCCUGUGCACUAUUCGUCGUGUUAGCACUGCUGUAGCUCUUAUUUGGCUAGUAGCCAUACUAUAUGCGGCUGCUUUCUCACCUCUCACAACUGUGGUUUUGGACCCGUCAAAGAACAAGGAUGUUUGUACCUACGCGAAUUGCGAACGUCCUUUGUUGAUAGUUGCGAUUUGUGUGAUUGCUGCUGGUCUGCUCAUCGUACCAGGCUGCUACUGUGCCGUCCUUUUUAAGCUGAAAUCAAUUGCGUACAGCGAGAAAAUGCACAACGAACCUGAAAUUACAAAGAAGAAAAUGUUUAAAUUCUUCUACUUUGGCGGACACCUCAGUCUGUACGCACUCAUCUCUACUUUAAUCCUUAUCGGAGCAUGCAUAAUUUUACACAACGUUUGGCUUUACAACACGAUUCGAAGCUCAAUUCAACAGAAUUGCGAUGUUGUUGGGUAUAUCGACACCUUGGUUCGAUUGGAAACUUUGGCUGGAGGAGCAGUGCUACUUUGGCUUGUGCGCAUCUUUUUCGAUGUCGUCAUCUCGAUUCUAGCUGAUUACCAGCGACUAUUCCCAUGGUUGGCAGCGAUCAAUCUAGAGCCACUAAGGGAGAACCAAGUUCAGGUCAUAUCCCGAGCCAGUCCUCUACAGUGGCAAAAGAACUACUUUGAUUGCCCGAUUUUCAACAUCGACGGAAAGCUUCACCCAUGGGACUUCAAAAAUUGACUGUUCUCUUGCAUGUCUUGAGCUAUAUGCUCCUUUUUUCGAAUCCAAAUUUCUCCAAGCUUCUAGGUUUGGCGAAAUUGUUGAUCGGAUGUAGAUUUGAUACUUAGGUGAUCGCUUCAACUUUCUACCAAAACCCUACUUCGUUUUUCCCGUCUUUAUCGUGAGAUGGCGAAGCUGUAGGUACCAUGUACCGUGUGGUCUUUCACUAUUUGUUGAAGCACUUCGACUUCAUUUCACGGAUUCAAACUCUUAAG